GGUGGAGUGCUUCUUCACAAGCCGACAGUCCCUCAGCUAGUCUCCGAAACGUCGAUGUCUGUCUGAAAGCGUAAACGUCGGCAUCCUCACCGCCGAGAAAACCUCGAACCUCGCGUUUUAUGAGAUCCAAAGGUCAUGACCGCGUUCACAAAAGCCGGUCACAUGGCCAAAUGAAUCCAGUUCGCCCCACGGGUAGGCAGCCUGCGAUACUUCGUCCGUCCGUUCGCCGAACGCCUUUCCGUUCUGCGUGUUCUGGCAGGUUCCAGGCCAGAAUUUCUCGCCCUGAACGGCAAUGACCGCUUGCGUCCUGAGAGCGAAACGUCGGAUUUAUUCAAGUAAAAUCUGAGCGCGCGCUUAUUUGUUGGAGUUGCGUGAAACUGCUUUCGACAUUGACGCAACGUCUCGGUCGCUAACGACAGGCAAGAGAAAAGUAAUUCCACUCGCCACGACGACGCCCGACGUCGUCCAAGUCCCAUUUCAGAAGCAAAUGAGCCCAGAAUCGCAGAGGACGGCAAUUUGCCGCGCGCGACAGAUGGAGACGGAUGACGGAGGCACGAGCCUUGCGCCCAUCCAUCAAGACAGUCUGCCAAUCGGACGACCGACCGGGAGUCGAUCCCCUGUCUCGGAGUCACACUCCGCGCGUCCUCAGGUCCUCCAGAGCCCGAGCCAUCAAUCUUCGCCGCGGCGCGCCACACAAACAGGCUCCAGCAGCUCCCGGGCUCCUCGGGGACGUCCCUCGUCGCUUACAGUCGCGUCUCCCGGCCUCCACGCCCGUCCGUCACCCCAGAAAUGCUCCCGAGCGAGUGGCCACGGUCCUAGCCGGGUAUUUUUCUCUGUUUGCGCGCCGGUGAGCUGGGCCUCGCUGGGGUCGCGCGCCCGGAGCUUUCAUCCCCUGUAAUGGUUUGCACAAUGAAAGCCACCGCUGCCUUUUGCCUGGGAAAGAACGAGGGGUGGGUUUGUAACACUUAACCCCCGUCAGUAGCCGAUACUUAAGCGAGUCAAAGCAGAGCCACUCGGCAGUCUCGAGAGCUCCGCGCCGCGCCGCGCGCCAUGUAACUGAUCCUCCGUAAUGACUUCGUCAAUGGGGCGACUCUUCCGGCCGUGGACGAGUGCGAGCGAAGACGCGACGACGUCGUCGUGCAGCAGAACGACGCAGGACUGCACGGUGUCCACGACGUCUCACAGGACCCGGAAGUCCUCCAGGAGGGACGCGGUCCCCGUUCAGCCCCGUCCAGUUCCGGGCGCCUACGACCCAAAUUGCGCAUUUGCGCUCCCGCCCGUCGGAACUUGGAUCUGUUGCCCGGAGGCCGCCAUGUUGGAGGAAUACGGGAGACUCCUGCAGGAGGCUCAGAUGCACCAGCAGCAGCUGAAGAACCGGAAACAGCGUCCCAAGAAGUUCCGGUGUCCGCACUGCCAAGUCGCCUUCAGCAACAACGGCCAGCUCAAAGGUCACGUCAGAAUACACACAGGCGAACGGCCGUUCACGUGCGACCAAUGCGGGAAGAGCUUCACGCGCAACGAGGAACUGACACGCCACAAGCGGAUCCAUUCGGGACUACGGCCCUACGCAUGCGCAGUGUGCUGCAAGCGUUUCGGCCGAAAGGACCACCUGAAGAAGCACGCGCGAACGCACGAGCUGAGGCUGCCGCCCGCCCAGCCGCUCCUCCUGCCGCCCUUCCUGUACGCCGGCUUCUAGAAGAGACGCUCGCGACCCAGAGGCGUCCUUCGGGCCGCGCGUUGUGUCAACCGAAAUCAUGUAAUCGUCCGUUUGAAUAAAACAAGUUUUGAUUCCAGUGCGAGGCCUCGAACAUGGCGUCGUGGUUUGUCUUUUGUGGGGUCGGGACAAGCCGCAGCCAUUGCUAGGGGAGGCGACUGAGUCACAGGGGGCAGGGCCCGAGGGGUCGCUAUUAAUGGGGCCGGGGGUGAGUUUCGUAGGGGAGGCUCCUCCAUUUUGUUUUACUCUCAGUCGGUUCUCACAGGGUGCAUCAAAACGCGCCACGGCCACUUCCUUCAGAUUUAUGUAACGACACCUCAUCAACUACACAAAGUUCAUCUCUCCGUUGUCGUGCGGGCGGUCGCUCUUAAGGAUCCCUCGACGUUUCUGUUGUGUUGCGACGUUCACUUACGAAAAUGUGUGCGCGGGGCGGAGGCCUUCGCCUUGCCAGACUCGGUCGUCUUCACGAGGUUUGUUGCGUCCGUGGGAAAACGUCUCUUGACCGAUUUGUCAUUUUGCCUUCUGGAAUACGGCAAUCGCAUUUGUCCGCCCCCCACAUCAGCUGAGAGGAUAAUAUUAAAAUGCACUGGCUCCUGGCGCACCGGUGACCAGCAACUGAGAAGCGAGGAGCGUUUCCAUUACGUCAUGUCACUGGACCCGCGUUUCGUUUAAAAAGCCACAAAUCAAGGCCUCGUUCACGCGCGCCGACCGCCUCCUGGGACGGGGCUCAGCAACUGCGAGUUUCGUGCGAGUCUUCAGAAAACGUGCGACUGCGACAAGAGGCAUCGAAGUCAGGACCACAGCGACGUCGAAGCAAUUCUGGUCCCAGGACGAACGACGUCGAAAUGCGCUCCGAAAAGUCGCUUUUGGCUGCACGUGACGGACCGCGUCACACCUGGCGAAACGUUGAGGAGCCCUUUGCAACGCUGAGGAGCGACAAUGGGUCAUCCAUCUCACGAGCGCUGAAAGAUAGAUGGCAGCACCGAUCAAUGCAGACGCAGCGGGGGCUCCCCCUCGCGCGGACCGAUGAGAGCGCCACAUCGAGUCCGUCCCAUUGUCGAGUGUCGGUCCGUUCCAACGGAACGAGUCACGAGGUUUCGCGAAAGAAAUUCCGAGCUCAUUUCUUGUGACGUCCUCGGGCUAAGCCCCUGUCGCUUGUGUCUCCUUCCAGGGACUAGACGAGCCUUUCGUUUGUACACACUCGUCAGUCGCGGAACCUCGUGAGCCGUGGAAGGGUGAGAUCGAAACCUGUGGCGAAGAACGUCAGUUGGAGAGGCGAGGCACAAAAACUUCGCUUUGUGAAUUAGUUUCAUAAACUUCCCAGGACACGCAGACAGAUGGGUCAUCGUGCUCUGCGAUGUAUAUUGACAGGAGGUGCUGCUCUCUGUGUGUGGUCCGUCCAAUCAAACCACAACGCGUUGUCACCGUCUUUUGUCGCCGAGUGAUGAAGCAUCGUCGAGGCCGUUAUGAGGGUUACAAAUGGACGUGCAGGUUAGGGACGACACAAAGACCGCGAUACAUCAGAGCGAGUCUUUGUUGCGUCAGCGAAACAAGCGAACUCCGGGCUUUGCUUCCGGGUUUUGUCCCACACAUUAAAUUUGUCGCACCUCAAACGGCUGUCACGUCUGUCCGUUCGUCACAGCAACAACAACACGAGAUCGCAGUUGGGUCUUUCGGGAGGACGAACUGAGUUCUUAUUCGGCAGUGAAUACGAAACGCAACUUCGCCACAUGACAAUUUUGUCCUGCAGUCCUUUAACGAGGCCGAUGUGCCCCAUUCAACUGCGGCCAUCUCUUCUUUUCUUAGACCUGAAGUAUCUCCUUGUUUCAAGCCAUUCUGAAGACAAAAUUCUUAGGAGUGUCUCUUAAACGUUGCUCAACAUUUCCUCGUACCUCAAUCACAGCUUUUCUUUAGGCCUACAAACAGUCGAUAAAGAAUCCCACUGCAUUCCCAGUAUCUGCUCAUCUGUCAAUGCGUUCUUCCCCGCCAAAAUCCAAAAUCCAAAAUCUAAAGAAAAUGCAAACAAUAAGAACCCAAAAUAUUUACAGAUUGUAUCUGCGGCAGGAUUCGAUCCCACGGCCACGCACGCACAACUCCACUUCAAUUGUUUACCUGCGGUUUGUUUAACGACGCUGUUACAACUCUGAUCGUUUAGUGUCGAGCGAUGAAUCAGAAAGGACGGGCCUAUUUUCAGGCACAAUAACGGCAUCUGUCCGGAGGGACUGAGGAAAACAACGAGAAUCCGUGUCCUCGCCGAUGUCUGAACGGCGUUACGUUCAUAUUCUGCGUGCGGCCAACAUUUGGCUCUGUCUGGGCGCAAGGGAAAACGACGACAUUUCUCCUAAAGCCACGUGUGAAUAGCGGACAACGAAAGUUUGUCGACCCCUGAAUCACGGUCCUGCUCCUCAUGCGGGAGUUACGGGGUUCGGAGACGGGCGAAUGCCGGGGCCGAGGAUGUUCAAUCCUCCAUGUCACUCGAUCACUCUCAUUAGCACUAACCACGCCAAAGUUUCAAAGCUCGAUUCUUUUCUGAACAUAUUUUCAAAACAUUUGACAACAA
Zootermopsis nevadensis is the source of this 4274-nucleotide messenger RNA. RefSeq names its product zinc finger transcription factor huckebein. The record is from RefSeq and is a predicted model, not a curated record. Gene Ontology annotation, molecular function: DNA-binding transcription factor activity, RNA polymerase II-specific; RNA polymerase II cis-regulatory region sequence-specific DNA binding. Gene Ontology annotation, biological process: regulation of transcription by RNA polymerase II. Lineage: Eukaryota; Metazoa; Arthropoda; Insecta; Blattodea; Termopsidae.